Aspergillus ibericus CBS 121593 is the source of this 731-nucleotide messenger RNA. RefSeq names its product Rieske (2Fe-2S) protein. NCBI's taxonomy places the organism in Eukaryota, Fungi, Ascomycota, Eurotiomycetes, Eurotiales, Aspergillaceae. The record is from RefSeq and is a predicted model, not a curated record. The coding region runs from base 53 to 568 and encodes 171 amino acids. Gene Ontology annotation, molecular function: 2 iron, 2 sulfur cluster binding. The transcript has 2 exons.
CAAUACACCAUAAAGAAUAUGAUACUAGUAUCUACCCCUAGUGCAUGACACAAUGUUCCCCUUCUUCCAACGCCCAUCCCCCAAAGGCUGGUACCGCAUCGGCCUCCUCUCCGAUUUUCCCGAUGUAGAUCACCAACCACCAUCCCCAGAUAACGAUUCUUGUCGGGUCACGCCGAGCUGCAAAGCCUUCACGAUACCCAACACCACCAAUCCCAAUGCCAAUGGCCCGUCUCAGCCAAUACAAGCAGAUAUCGAUACCCCGGGGGAUCUGAAAGACCAAGUCCUGGUAUUCAAAUACAAGGGUAAGAUGCACGCGAUUGAUCAUCAAUGUCCGCAUUCCUCAUUCCCCCUCUCCCAAGGAAGUCUAUUCGAUAUUGAAGAUUUCGGGGUCGUGUUGAGUGCGGGGAUUACCUGUCCGAAACAUGAUUGGUCGUUUGAUUUGUUUUCCGGACAGGGGGAUCGGGGGAGUUAUAAGUUGAAGGUGUGGGAGGUGGAGGUUAGGGAUGGGAAUGGGAAGGGGGAGGGGGAGAAGGAGGUUUGGGUGAGGAGGAAGCAGAGGAUUGGAUAGGAUAGUAUUGGGAUAGGUUAUGGGUAAUGGAUGGUGGUACUAUACUGUGGAUUGUGCAGUGAGUUGUAAAGGAUAGAUUACUGUGCGGAUUGUUACUGCUGUAUGCUGUGUUACAAUGGGUGUAUCGUUGAUAGCGUCAAUGAUACAUUGAACUGACCGAUGG